This is a messenger RNA of Peniophora sp. CBMAI 1063, 651 nucleotides long. Lineage: Eukaryota; Fungi; Basidiomycota; Agaricomycetes; Russulales; Peniophoraceae. The record is from the annotation of a GenBank genome assembly.
AUGGCAGCCCAGUCCGCCCGGCAGAAAGCCACGUACGGAAACGUCAACGCUGCCGCCGGCACCGUAUCUCCCAUCCCCCUACUUGACCCACGCCGCACAUUUAUCGCAGCAUUGGUUCUCGCGAGCAAGUUCUCGCAGAACAAAUCCUAUUCGAACCAUGCGUGGACCAAGCUAGCAGGACUUCCACCGCGCGAGAUUGGCCGUUGCGAGCGUGCGCUCGGCUACGCUUUGGGCUGGCGCUUAUGGGUCGGCAAGGCCUCGGCGCAGAUCCAGCAGCAACGCCCGCUCAGUCGCGCCACGACCGAGCCGGAUCUCAGCGCCAUGGCAGGCAUCGGCUCAGGCGCCGAUGACGCUAAUGCCCAUGCCGACGCUGAUCGCGAACCCGGUACCGGUGCGCGCGCUUGUGCCCGGCCUCAGCAUGCCAUCAAUGUCGAUGAUGAGCUUGGCGAGCAUGGCGUCCCCCGCUGGCGUGCGGACGUCCGGCCUGAGUGUCAGUCCGAGCGCGAGCGAACCCAGCGAGGGCUGCGUCACUGCGUCAGCACGCCGCGUUCGACGCCGGGUCUUGCGCCGCCGCCGUACGGCUACGCCAUCUCGAAGGAGGAUCUUGCAUUGCGCGAUUGGCCCUCCUCCCAAUGGGGUAUACCUUACUAG